Messenger RNA from Blastomyces dermatitidis ER-3, 723 nucleotides. RefSeq lists its product as uncharacterized. NCBI's taxonomy places the organism in Eukaryota, Fungi, Ascomycota, Eurotiomycetes, Onygenales, Ajellomycetaceae. The coding region runs from base 1 to 723 and encodes 240 amino acids. The record is from RefSeq and is a predicted model, not a curated record. The transcript is spliced from 5 exons.
AUGAGCCAGCAGAGGGUCCGAGAUGCAUUCUCGCAUAAAUCGGACGGGCAGGUAGCAACCGAGCCGACACGUCCAGUUCAUAAACUCCCAUCACAAAUCCGCGGCUCAAGGCUCAAUGCUCAGAUCGGAUCACUCGUCGGGAUACCUGCAAUCUCAGUUCUAAAGCUUGUGGUAGCCGCGAUGCUCAACAGGAUUCUUGUUCCGACUCCUUUCCACCGUAAUAUGGUCUGGAUCCUGAGCGGACCUGCCACACUGGUUGGCUGCAUAUGCUUCCCCGUCCUCAUGACUAUUGGCCAACCUCACCAGGCAAUCUGGGACAAGCUUAUCAAGAAUGCCAAGUGCAGAGACCCCUUGUGUUCUACGCUACGGUCUAUUUCAUCUUCAAUGGAGCAGUGUCUGUGUUCGUGGAUUUUUACUUCGCAGUGUACGCAGUUGUUGUGCGUUGGAGGCUUAAGUUUUAAUUUUGAAGAAAAUUGCUGUCUGCGCUGCACUGGGACUCGGUUCAGUAGCUUGCGCCAUUGCGAUUGUCAAAUGCGUUCAGCUACCAAUCUUGAAACAGAGAGUCGAUACUACUUGAGAUGGGAAGCCACCAAUUUGAAACAACUGAGCCGCUCUAAUAUCAAUCUAAAGAAUGCCUCAGACGAAGACGCAUCACCUCCAUUGCCGUCCGAAUCCGGGGAUGAGCGGUCACUGAUCCGUCUAGACAACGAUAUUGUUCUGUGA